UGAGAAGGUUCCUCCGUCGCAACGAGGGAACAUAGAGCUCUUUGUAAACCCGCCUCGCGCUCAGAUUCGUUUGGACUCCCGUUCGUUGAGUCGCGCAUCACCAUGUCGGACGAGGGGAAACUGUUCAUCGGGGGACUGAGCUUCAACACCACCGAUGAGUCGCUGUCCGAGGCCUUCGUAAAAUAUGGCGCUGUCUUAAAAGCCGAAGUGAUCCGGGACAGAGAAACAGACAGAUCUCGCGGCUUCGGCUUCGUGACGUUCGAGAACCCGGAGGACGCGAAAGACGCGAAAGACGGCAUGGACGGGAAGGAUCUGGACCAACGCCAAAUCCGCGUGGACGUCGCGGGUAAGGGCAGAGGCGGCGGCCGCAGAGGGGGCUACGGAGGCGGUGACCGUAGCUAUGGUGGUGGCGACCGGAGCAGUGGCCAGCGGAGCUACGGUAGCGACCGCAGCUACAGCGGUGGCGGCGGUGAUCGCAGCUACGGCAGCGGCGACCGGAGCUACGGCAGCGGCGACCGGAGCUACGGUGGGGGCGGCGGCAGCCGGAGCUAUGGCGGCGGUGGUGGUGGUGGCGGCUACAGCAGCAGCGGCGGCGGCGGCAGCCGGAGCUACGGGGAACGGAACUUCAGUCGAGGCAGUUCAUCCGAUGGCGGGUCUGAGUACCAGAGUAGUGGCCGCAGCGGCUACUCCAGCACCUACAGGGACAGCUACGGCGCCGAGUAAACACCGCCCCGGCGCGACGUCCUCACUUUGGCCCGGCUGCGUCUCUCAAACACGCGCACUCCUCAAACAAAGAUGUCCGCGUGAUUGCUGAGCUUCGUUUUUUGUAAUUCUGUUUUUUGUAGCUCGAGCAUCUUAAGAAAGAAAAAAAUGUAUCCAUGAGUUUUUUUUUUUGUUCAUUCCUCGAAUAAACCAUGUUCCCAAUUCCAGUUAAGAACUUUGCUUUGUUUAUAUUGUAUUCAUCGAAGGUGUUUUUUAUUAACACGUAGCUAGGUUAUCUGCGAGCGAACAACGGCUCCCCGCGUGAUCACUAUCGCGGCCAUUUUUUAUUUUAUUUAUACUUUUUUUAUAUCCGAUGGGCGUGUUUUACUUACUUUGUCCUCAAAAUACUUUUUGGGGGUUUUAUGCGAAAUAAAUGUUACUAUUAAAACCAA
Messenger RNA from Pseudoliparis swirei, 1154 nucleotides. Its product is annotated as cold-inducible RNA-binding protein B-like. The record is from RefSeq and is a predicted model, not a curated record. Gene Ontology annotation, biological process: positive regulation of mRNA splicing, via spliceosome. Gene Ontology annotation, cellular component: spliceosomal complex. Gene Ontology annotation, molecular function: RNA binding. NCBI's taxonomy places the organism in Eukaryota, Metazoa, Chordata, Actinopteri, Perciformes, Liparidae. The transcript has a single exon. The coding region runs from base 103 to 723 and encodes 206 amino acids.